This is a messenger RNA of Cryptotermes secundus, 3207 nucleotides long. Its product is annotated as spondin-2. Gene Ontology annotation, biological process: cell adhesion. The coding region runs from base 86 to 1171 and encodes 361 amino acids. The transcript has 7 exons. The record is from RefSeq and is a predicted model, not a curated record. Gene Ontology annotation, cellular component: extracellular matrix. Lineage: Eukaryota; Metazoa; Arthropoda; Insecta; Blattodea; Kalotermitidae.
CCUCUGCAGCAGGAGUCGUCAGCCUGGCAGAAACAUUAGUAAGCGUGUAUCAGCGCAGAGAAUCGGACGUGAUUAGGAGUUCCGCAUGGGAUCAGGUCCCUGCGAGAUGUGGCUGUGGUGUGCAUUGUGGAGCAUACUUGUCGCCGAGGCGUUGCGGGUAGGCACGGAGCGGUGUGACCAGGAUCGCCUUGCUAUAUACACGCUUCGGCUGGAGACGCACUGGAACCGUGACCUUUUCCCCAAACAGUUCCCCGAGUGGAGACCGUCCGCCCAGUGGUCUAGACUUAUCGGCCGGUCCCAUGACAGAUCCUUCUCCCUGUUCCGAAUUGGAGACACGGCUAGUGAUGGUUUCAAGACGUUCUGCGAAACGGGGCAGUCGGACGGACUCGAUGCGCAGAGUCAAGGCGAAGGGGGAGUGUUCGACGAAUUCAACGGGCCAGCUAUUUCUUCGGGACAGGGCACUUCUCUAACGGAGUUCUUCGUGGACGGGAACCACACCCAGGUGUCCAUUGCAGUUCGAAUCGUGCCUUCUCCCGACUGGUUUGUGGGCCUUGACAGUCUGCAGCUAUGUAAAAAUGGAUUCUGGAUUGACGCUCUGUCCGUUCAGACGGGGCCCAUGGACGCAGGCACGGACAGUGGGUUCACGUUCACGGCGCCCAACUGGCCGAGCGAGCCACGUCAGAAGAUCAGUCACAUCACGGCGCAGCAACCCAGCCACCCCGCCAACUCAUUCUACUACCCCGAGAAGAAACGCCUCCCCCCCGUCGCCACGUUCCACUUUCACAAGGACAAGGUUUACCACUUGAGUGAAGAUACCGGACAGAUGCCUAUCGACAAUCGUGUUCACACCAUAGAUGAUUUAGAAAGAGUACUGCUCCAGGAUGAUGUCAGCAAUGAUGUGCUGCCAUCUAUUGUGGACGACCAGACCCAACGUUCCAAGUCUAAAAAGCAUCGGCGGACAAGAAAGGGAACACGUCGGGCAGUGUCAUGCCAGGUGGGCGAAUGGGGGCCCUGGUCUCCGUGCAGCCUGUCUUGUGGUAUUGGAGAAUCUACAAGGAGUCGAAAGGUGCUGAAACACUCACGACGUGGGGGUCGACCCUGUCCUCCUCUUGCUGAGUCCAAAUGGUGUGGUGAGCACACUGCCUGUCCCCAGAGGUUUUUCAACUGGUGAACCUUCACCCACACUGUAAGCCAACUGUGAAGUGCGCACUCAAGACUUGAGCUAAGGCAGUUUGUGGUUGAGAAGUAAGAUGGGAUACCAUAACUUUCUUUGUGGAAUCCAUGGUGCACUGUAGGAACUCUGCUGAUAUUUACUAUUUUGUUGAUGCUGUGAUGAAGUUUUUUGUGAGAUAUGAUGGAAAUUAUGAGGGCCCAGAAACAGCUCUGACCAGAAACUGCUGAUAACUUCGAAAAGAAAUGUUUGACACUAAAUAGUCAGACAUAUUCAUAACACGUUUCCCUGCCAGUGUCUCCUGUGUUACAAUACUGGAAAUUUAGAUAAUGAAAAUUCUUAUGGCCACAAAGUCAAAAUAUUUUAAUAUGUGGAAAGUUUUUCUUAGGGAAGUGAAUUUAUUCAUAUUCAUAAUUAUGGACAUGCAGUUCAUAAAUUAUUCUCAUGAGUACAGAAAUCAUAUGUACAUAUUAUUUUGAACAGAUAUUAGCUUCGUACUUAUGCUGAAACUGCUGAAACUGAUAUGUGAAUUUUUUUUUUCAGUUGUAACAACAUCUUACAGUUAAUAUGGUAAAUCCUACUAAUUUUAACGGUUUGCAGAGAUGGUGAAAUGCUGAAAAGUAUGGAAUAACAACUCACUGAUAUGCACUUCCUCUCUAUGUUUGUGAAACCCACUACUCUAUUACAAAAAGAGAUACAAAUGUGGUUUCCAUGCAGGUUGUUAUAUUUGAGAUUGGAAAUUUAACAUGAACCAAUAAACAGUGAAACAGAACACGUCCCUCUGGGUCCCCUGCUUUGGUUUUUGUACAGUGAGCCAAAGUAAAAUUUACUGUCAUUGUUAGAUGUUGUUGAUACUUUUGAAAUCCAUAAGGCUCAGAUGUAUGUGACAUUCUAACUGGUUCAAUUCAUUGGGUUUUAAAUUCAGAACUGGGCCCCAUGUUGGGUUGGACUAAAUUACCAAACUUAUAUUGUACUUGGAGAAAUACUGAUUGCUGGGAAAAAGGAAAUGAUCCACAAAAUGUAUAAGAAACUUCCUGAAUAUGUAUCCUUAUGCAAUAAUAUAUUCAAAAACCUACAGUUUCUAGACUGCAGUGAUAAGUGUUAUUAUUAUGAUACUUAUUUUUAGCCCAUAGUAUUUUGUCUGCACAUAUUAAUCACACAAAAUUAAUCCCAAUUUGAACAGUUCUGAAAUUAUUACAAAACUUCCAUAUAGGUUUGCUGCAUAUGUUCGUUCAGCAGUAACAUAAUUUUUUCUGCCUUCAUCCAGUGAAAUUUCAAAAACAUUAUUCAUUGUACUAAACAUUAUCCUAGUAGGAAGAAAUUCUAAAAUUGCUAAUUUGACAGUGAGUUAUUCAUGACUGUGUGUUAGGUUAGUGAAAGGAAAGGGAACAUUGAGGGACCUGGACUAGGAAAUUGUUUUCACACUACUUGGGAAUUGAAAAAAUUGAGUAUGGAAUAAAUGCACGAAUGAAUAUGAAUAUAUUCAACUAAUACACAUUUGCAUUUUAUAUGUUUCUUUAUAUUUGUAAGAACUGUAGAGCUACAUAAUACAAAGCAUGGAACAUACUAAUGUAUUUUGAGAUUCAGAAGGUAUUUUAUAGCGAAAGUUGCAUUUGAUAUUCUCAGUAGCAUGCAUAUUUGAGCAUACAAUUUGCGGUACAGGUUAAUAUUUAUGAAAUGUUUUUGAGUAUACUAUGAAAUUGAUUUAUGUGAAUUUGUGACAGAGUGCACUUCUUAUUAAUAUGUGUUAUGUUUUGCAUAUUUAACGUGUCUGUAAACUUAAUACAACUUAUAAAAAAUGUAAAUAAUGUAAAUAUUUGUAUUAAGUUAUGUAUAAUAUGCAUUUCAUGUAAAGUAUAAGAAUAAAAUUAUUUUUGUGUGCAACUCGAUAUUGCUUUGGACUAACGAAUGAGCUGUGUAGUGCUGAAAUGUAAUGUUGUUGUUACAGAUAGCUGUAAUGUUGAAGUACAAGUGCUCCCGUAAUGUUGUUACAGAUAGCUGUAAUGUUGAAGUACAAGUGCUCCCGUAAUGUUGUU